Molecule: messenger RNA, 1094 nt
Organism: Onthophagus taurus
Lineage: Eukaryota; Metazoa; Arthropoda; Insecta; Coleoptera; Scarabaeidae
Source: RefSeq, a predicted model, not a curated record
AUUCAGCACGAUCUAUUUUAAACGAUAAGUUUUUAAGUGAAAAAUAAUGUCUGUUAAGAUAAAUAAAAUUAACCCAAUUUCUAAACCUUUAACAAACGAGGAAAAAAAAUUUCUUUUGGCAGUUGAAAGAGGCGACAUGCCUAACGUUAGGAGAAUGCUUAAAUUUCACGUUUUCAACAUAAAUUGUAUGGAUAGUUUAGGAAGGACAGCUUUAACAUUAGCCAUCGAUGGUGAAAACUUAGAAAUGGUUGAAACUUUAGUUACAAACGGUGUAGAAACUCGAGAUGGUCUUUUACACGCUAUUAAUGUUGAAUUUGUCGAAGCUGUUGAACUACUUUUGGAUCACGAAGAAAAUGUUCAUAAAAAAGGAGAUGCUUAUAGUUGGCAAAAAGUUGAUUUAAACAUAGCAACAUUUACACCAGAUAUAACCCCGUUAAUUUUAGCGGCUCAUAGAAAUAAUUACGAAAUUUUAAAGUUAUUACUCGAUCGAGGAGCUUCCCUUCCAAUGCCGCACGAUAUAAAGUGUGGUUGUACGUCGUGUUUGAAAGAUUCGAAAGAAGACUCAUUGAGGCAUUCGUUAUCGAGAGUUAAUGAGUACAAAGCUUUAGCGAGUCCUUCUUUGAUCGCUUUAUCAUCGACGGAUCCAAUUUUAACCGCUUUUCAGUUAUCGUGGGAUUUAAGAAAUUUAGCUUUUGCAGAACCUGAAUGCAAAUUUGAGUAUUUAGAAUUAAGAAAGCAAUGUCAACAAUUCGCUGUUGAUUUAUUGCAUCAAAGUAGAAGUUCCGAAGAGUUAUCUAUAAUUUUAAAUCAUGACCCAAAUAAUUUAGGGUGUAAUAAUAAAGAUCAGAUGAAAUUGGCGCGAUUAGAACUUGCUAUAAGUCUUAAACAGAAAAAGUUUAUUGCUCAUCCGAAUAUCCAACAACUUUUAACAGCAAUUUGGUACGAAGGUGUUCCGGGAUUUCGUCGAAAAUCGACUUUGGAAAAAAUUUUGAUCAUCUUAAAAUUAUUUUAAUGCUUGCAUCUCAACGCGCCGAUAUUCGCUUUUUCAAAUUGUUCUACAUCAAUCAAGAAAUCGAAAAGAACCAAAGAGGAAA